Messenger RNA from Tupaia belangeri chinensis (Chinese tree shrew), 1902 nucleotides. It is a transcript of the gene GPR34, whose product is annotated as G protein-coupled receptor 34. Gene Ontology annotation, molecular function: G protein-coupled purinergic nucleotide receptor activity. The record is from RefSeq and is a predicted model, not a curated record. NCBI's taxonomy places the organism in Eukaryota, Metazoa, Chordata, Mammalia, Scandentia, Tupaiidae. Gene Ontology annotation, biological process: G protein-coupled receptor signaling pathway. The coding region runs from base 268 to 1389 and encodes 373 amino acids. The transcript is spliced from 3 exons. Gene Ontology annotation, cellular component: membrane.
AAGAGCCCAGCUGACACGCGAAGACAGUUCCAGCGUCUGGGGAAGUUGGGGGUUUGGUUCUUUUUAUUUCACCAGAGUCUGAACUCACUUGGCAUGAGAGGCAAACAAAACUGACUUGGUUCUCAACCCAAAUGGAGUUUAAAAUCCAGCACAGAAGGAAAACACCCAAGUAACUGUUACAGGAAAAAAAUCUGAAGACAUAAAGAACUACACACAAGGAACAUGUCACUUGGCACCUUCACUUUUUGAUCCUCACACACCGUGACCAUGACGACUACUUCAAUCAGCAGCUGGCCUUGCUCCUCCCACGGAAUGCGCUUUAUAACUAAUCACGGCGACCAAUCACCCAAAAAUCUCUCAGAAGCAUCAAAUGUAACCUGCUUCAUAGAUGACAAAUUACUAUCCACUGUGUUAGCAACAUUCUAUUCUGUUAUUUUCAUCAUCGGACUGGUUGGGAACAUAAUCGCCCUCUACGUAUUUCUGGGAAUUCACCGCAAAAGAAAUUCCAUUCAAAUCUAUCUGCUGAAUGUAGCCAUUGCAGACCUUCUACUCAUCUUCUGUCUUCCUUUCCGAAUAAUGUAUCAUAUUAACCAAAACACAUGGACACUAGGUGUAAUUCUUUGCAAGAUUGUGGGAACGCUAUUUUAUAUGAACAUGUAUAUUAGCAUUAUUUUGCUUGGAUUCAUCAGCUUGGAUCGCUACAUAAAGAUUAACCGGUCAAUACAACAACGGAAGGCAAUUACAACCAAACAAAGUAUUUAUGUUUGCUGUACAGUAUGGACAGUUGCUCUUGCUGGAUUUUUAACUUUGAUUAUUUUAACGCCUAAGAAAGGAGACCAUAAUUCCACAAUGUGUUUCCAUUAUAGAGAUAAGAAGGAUGCAAAAGGAGAAGCAAUUUUCAACUAUGUUCUUGUGGUAAUGUUCUGGCUAAUUUUCCUACUAAUAAUCCUUUCAUAUAUUAAGAUCGGCAAGAACCUACUGAGGAUUUCUAAAAGGAGGUCAAAAUUUCCUAAUUCUGGUAAAUAUGCCACUACAGCCCGGAAUUCCUUUAUCGUACUUAUCAUUUUUACUAUCUGUUUUGUUCCCUAUCAUGCCUUUCGAUUCAUCUACAUUUCUUCACAGCUACAUCCACCACCGUGCUACUGGAAGGACAUUGUUCACAAAACCAACGAGAUCAUGCUGGUUCUCUCAUCUUUCAACAGUUGCUUAGAUCCUGUCAUGUAUUUCCUGAUGUCCAGUAACAUUCGCAAAAUAAUGUGCCAACUUCUUUUCAGACGAUUUCAAGGCGAAUCAAGCAGGAGUGAAAGCACUUCAGAAUUUAAGCCAGGAUACUCCCUGCAUGAGACAUCUGCAACAACUAAAAUGCAGACUAGUUCUAAAGACACUUGAGGUAAACAUUCCAGAAAGACUGAUACAACCCAGCCUCUUAACUCCUUGAAGAACUAAAAACUUACGAAACAAAGCUCUAGUAUUCACAAAACUGAGAUCUUCUCAAAGCUCUGUAUUUGUGACGAUUUCAUUUGCUUAAUUGUAGACUAUUUCAAGGCAAAGAAAAGCGUAUACUCAUCACUAGAUUUUAAAUCUGUAUGUAAAAUCUUUUCAAAAUACAUUAAGCUAACACUCUUAGAUUAUAAAGUUAAGUGAGAUUCAUGAAUUUAAAAACAAAAUAAUUAAAGGAAGUGAGAUAGUUUUUCAAGUCACUAACAUACUUAUUAAAAUCAAGCACUUGAUUCUAAUUUAAAGUAUGUUUAAAAGUAAGAAAGAUGAUUGGGGACUGACUUAAAAUGUCAGAAAAUAUAUGUUCAUUUGGUAUUUAAGAAGCUUGUAUGAUUUGCCACUAUACUAAAUUAUGGCUAAGCCUCAAUAACAGAUAAAAUGAUAAUUAAUAAAAUUCCAAUAAUA